AUGCGGACCUUUAUAUGCGGACCCUUUUGCGGGCCCUACCUCAGUAAUGAGCCUUCUGCAGGUUCACCUACAAAGACCUUGUUACGACUUCUACUUCCUCUGAAUUAACAAGUUUGACCAAGUUUUCGGCUCUUUUGUCUGUCUCACCGACAACGUUAUCAAUCUCUCACCUGCCCGACUAGCAGCAAAACGAGACGAAGGAUUGACCAUGGAUGCCUGAAAUGGUGUCAAGGGUUUGAGCAAAUCAACAAAGCGGCUGACAGUCUCUGGAACACUAUUUCAAAGGGCAUCACUCCUCAGACUAUCCAAAAUGAAUUCGAAAUCAAUUCGCCCACCGCCCUGGCAUUACUGUCACCGCCGAACUAUCAUCGAUGGAGAAAUGUUGACUGAGGACGUCGGUACUGACUCCAUGGUUGUUGAUACGGUGGAAAGCCUUUUUCUGCGGAGAGAAGCGAGGCGAAGACCAAGACGAUCCUUGAAAGUCUAGGAGGCGGAGAUGUUGCUUCGCAUCUCUCUCAUACCUCCACCUCAUGAAGAGUCAUCUCUUGACGACAUUGUCUGUUGCCAUGAAAAAACAAUACCAAAGAGGCAAGCCAGAGAGAGGACCUGAUCAUACACACGAGAAAGGGACAGAACCAGAUCAUAUACAAAAGCAAGAGAGAGGAUCAGAUCAUACACACACAUACACACAAUCAGCGCAGGCAAAGCAUUCCGAGUUCUACAUUUGUUGCCAUGAAAAGGAAAUACCAAAGAGGCAAGCAAGAAAGAGGACUAGAUCAUACACAGACGGACAUGCGAAUCAGCGCAGGCAAAAAAAACACAAUCUUCUCUCUUUCUCAAGCUUUGGGCAUUUAUCGCCUUGGAGUUUUUAGAGUUUGGGAGUUCUGCCCGACUCUUAAAGGGCGCAGUCUGCCACACACAAACACAACUACCUACCACAACGAACAAUCACCUUCCUACGGCGGCAUCCUCAAAACUGUAUCACUCUUCUUUCUUCAGGAGAGCACAGUCUAUCAUACACACACACACCUACCACAACAAACAAUUUCUUUGGUGCUGCAGCCUCUUCAAGAUCGUAUUACUCUGAACUCACCCUUCAAAAGGGCGCAGUCUGUCACACAUAUGACUAUCACAACGAACAAUCACUUCGCUGCUGCCUCAAAAUUGCAUCACUCUUCACCCUUGCACAGCUUGCCCCACACACACACACGCACACACAAUAACAACGAACAAUGACUUUACUGCAUCGGCUGACCCUAACCUCACCGAUCUCGCCAACCUAUCUCCGCUUUUACAAACCUUUGCCACAACUCAUCCCCGGCA
Exophiala oligosperma is the source of this 1323-nucleotide messenger RNA. RefSeq lists its product as uncharacterized. Bases 733 to 1236 code for a protein of 167 amino acids. The transcript has 2 exons. The record is from RefSeq and is a predicted model, not a curated record. Lineage: Eukaryota; Fungi; Ascomycota; Eurotiomycetes; Chaetothyriales; Herpotrichiellaceae.